Messenger RNA from Polyodon spathula (Mississippi paddlefish), 1435 nucleotides. RefSeq names its product heparan sulfate glucosamine 3-O-sulfotransferase 3A1-like. Bases 1 to 1095 code for a protein of 364 amino acids. The transcript is spliced from 2 exons. NCBI's taxonomy places the organism in Eukaryota, Metazoa, Chordata, Actinopteri, Acipenseriformes, Polyodontidae. Gene Ontology annotation, molecular function: [heparan sulfate]-glucosamine 3-sulfotransferase activity. The record is from RefSeq and is a predicted model, not a curated record.
AUGGUAAGUCUCUGUAACCACUACUCGGACAUCAGAAGAGUUCUGCAAAAAAUGCUGGUCAUGUUUUCAAUGUUCACCCUGUGCGCAUUCCUGUUUUACUUAUUGGCCGGCUGCUGCAACUCUUUACCUUUGGAUACUGUGGACAGCAUUGCUGUGAAGCAAUCUACCCAGUUAUUUUACAAAACGUAUGGGGAAAGCUUUGAAAAGAAUGUAUCAAAUUGCACUAACGGUAUUGUGGUCCCGGCUCCAGUUAUAACAUCUUUAGAAGGUACAAGUGAUUCUGGAUCGGAAAACAGCAAUAUUAGCAAGGACUGGAUAGCGGUGCGGAGACUACCUCAAGCACUGAUCCUUGGCGUUAAGAAAGGAGGAACCCGGGCACUCCUCGAAUUUCUGCGACUUCAUCCCGACAUUCGAGCGUUGGGAUCCGAACCGCAUUUCUUCGAUAGACAUUACGCAAGAGGGAUGAACUGGUACAGGAGCAUGAUGCCUAAAGCCCUUGAUGGACAGAUUGUAAUGGAGAAGACUCCAAGAUAUUUUGUGACAGCUGAGACGCCUGCACGCAUCCACUCCAUGUCAAAGGACAUCAAGUUAAUUGUUGUGGUACGGGACCCAAUUACAAGGGCAAUUUCAGACUAUACGCAGAUUAUAUCUAAAACUCACGACAUCCCCAGUUUUGAAACACUCACUUUUAAAAACAGGACUACAGGACAAAUUGAUUCCCUUUGGAGUCCAAUCUGGAUUGGACUUUAUGCUCAACACUUGGAGAAAUGGCUCACCUACUUUCCCCUGUCACAGAUCCACUUUGUUCAUGGGGAAAGACUGAUAAGUGACCCAGCAGGAGAACUAGGAAAAGUCCAGGAUUUUCUUGGCCUCCAAAGAAUCAUUACUGACAAACACUUUUACUUUAACAAGACAAAGGGGUUUCCUUGUCUGAAGAAACCAGAAGGAAGCAGUAAGCCUCAUUGCCUAGGCAAGACAAAAGGCAGGACACACCCAAAAAUCGACACAGAAGUAAUAAAAAAACUGAAGGAUUUCUACCAUCCUCAUAAUCUGAAAUUCUACCAAAUGGCAGGGCAGGACUUUGGUUGGCAGUAAACUAGACAUGGGCCUAUUCAUGAAAGAGGCAGGCACAAAAUAAGAAACACACUUUCUUUAAGGAAAAGAACCGCAAAGCAUCACUUGAAAUUAUUUAUUAUGAAGAAACACAUGUGCAGUGCAUUGGGAUCUUUUGGUCUUCUUUACUUAAACUACCAACAGGCCAUCUAAAAGUUGUGUACCAAGUGCUGUAAUCCAGAAAGGUUCAGAAGACCCCAUCCUUAUUGUUCCUUGAUGUCUUACAGAUAAAUUGACAAAUUCCAUUUCCGGAAAGCACAUGUCACCCUUUGCGCAAAAUUACAGAUCCUUUGAACAAUGUUGAGGAUAGACAACAUGUACG